AUGUGCGUGUCAAUAAUUGCGAGUGUUAUUAUACUGCUUGCUACCCCUCUUCCACCCGGACCAAAGGGCAAGCCUAUUGUGGGUAAUAUCGCGGAUUUGGCCAAACCAGGAGAGCAGGAGUGGAAACACUGGCUCAAAUUCAAAGAUGAAUAUGGCCCCAUCAGCUCAAUCACAGUCCUCGGACAGACCAUCGUCAUCAUCAAUGAAGCCCAAGCAGCUGUCGAUCUGCUGGAAAAGCGAUCCGGCACUCAUUCCUCGCGACCACGAAUGGUUUUUGCUGGAGAACUGGUCGGAUGGGUACGUGGGUUAGCGAUGCUGUCAUAUUCGGACCGCCUACGCGCAUAUCGCAAACUUCUCCACCGUGCUCUGGGCACAAAAGCGGCUGUUUCGCGAUAUUCCGCGCUGCAGGAUGUCGAAGUGCGACGGUUCCUGUUGAGGGUUAUGCGGAAACCGCAGGAUUUGGUGCAACAUAUACGGACUGAAACUGGGGCUGUUAUUUUGAAGAUUUCGUAUGGAUAUACCAUUGAGCCACAUGGGAAUGAUCCUCUGGUUGAUUUGGUCAAUCAAUCCAUGGACGAAUUCUCGUUUGCUGCUACCCCUGGGAAGUGGUUGGUGGAUUUCAUGCCGAUUCUGAAAUAUGUACCAUCAUGGUUCCCAGGAGCCGAGUUCAAAAGGAAAGCCAAGGCGUGGAACAAGAAUGUGCAAGGCACAAUCGAUGUCCCAUAUGCGUUUGUCCAAGAACAGAUGAAAAAGGGAAAGUACGAACCAUCCUAUCUGUCGAGCCUGCUUGAAGAUGGACUUCCAGCCAAGGACUCGGAAGAGGAGAUUGUGAUCAAGAACUCUGCCAUGUCGCUUUACGCUGGUGGUGCCGAUACGACAGUAUCAUCACUUGCAUGCUUCUUCCUGGCGAUGGCUCUAUACCCGGACGUUCAACGUAAAGCUCAGGAGGAAAUCGAACGUGUCGUUGGAACUGAUAGACUGCCUGUGCCAGAAGACCAGGACAAUCUGCCGUAUAUCAAUGCCAUCGUAAAAGAAGUCCUCCGGUGGCAUCCGGUUGCCCCCAUGGGACUGCCGCACACCUCGACUGCAGAUGAUACUUAUAGAGGAUACCACAUUCCGAAGGGAUCGAUGGUUCUCGUUAACAUUUGGGCAUUACUACACGAUCCAGCCGUCUAUCACGACCCGAUGGAUUUCAAACCAGAGCGAUUCCUCGGCAGCACACCUGAACCAGACCCACACAAUAUUUCCUUUGGAUAUGGCCGUCGUGUAUGUCCAGGUAAGUAUCUGGCUGAUGCGACUGUCUUCCUUACUAUUGCCAAGUCACUUGCCGCGUUUAUCAUCAGUAAGCCAGUGGAAUAUGGAAAGGAGGUCGACAUCACGCCGGAGUUUCUGCCGGGUGUUAUCAGUCAUCCGGCGCCGUUUAAUCUGAGUAUCAAGCCGAGGAGUGCAAAGCAUGAGGAGUUGGUCAAGUUGGUUGAGACGGAGCAUCCGUGGGAGGAGAGUCACGCAUCUUUAUUGAGCAUGUAAGCCUAUCAUAGUGACUGAAUGAAUGAAUGAGGAAGAAGCAAGCAACAAAUAUCCGAUCAUUCCAAAUGAUAGAGAAAGCCCACACCCCAGAUGUACGCAUAAUCUAAUCGCCUGCUGUACAUGGUAUUCAUUGGCACC
Aspergillus wentii DTO 134E9 is the source of this 1665-nucleotide messenger RNA. Its product is annotated as cytochrome P450. The transcript has 7 exons. The record is from RefSeq and is a predicted model, not a curated record. The coding region runs from base 1 to 1527 and encodes 508 amino acids. Lineage: Eukaryota; Fungi; Ascomycota; Eurotiomycetes; Eurotiales; Aspergillaceae. Gene Ontology annotation, molecular function: oxidoreductase activity, acting on paired donors, with incorporation or reduction of molecular oxygen; monooxygenase activity; iron ion binding.